Nematocida ausubeli is the source of this 360-nucleotide messenger RNA. RefSeq lists its product as uncharacterized. The record is from RefSeq and is a predicted model, not a curated record. Bases 1 to 360 code for a protein of 119 amino acids. The transcript has a single exon. NCBI's taxonomy places the organism in Eukaryota, Fungi, Microsporidia.
AUGGCAAAAAAUAAGUACUCGGGAGAUAAGAGUAAUGCACCAGCAAGAAAUAAUUCGCAGGCAGUAAGCAACCAGAGAACUUGGCGCGAAGGAAAUAAAAUAGUCAGUGAACAGGCAGUAGGAAGAUAUGAACACAAUGGAAGAAACAAUUGGUCAAAAUAUGAAAGUAUGUCAAGGAAUGAGGUACAGAUAGACAGAACAGGAGGAAGACCAGGAGGUCAAAAUAAUUACGUUGUGACAAAAACAAGAUAUAAUGUGGAAGUCCAGACAGAAAGAAGAGAGUACAGUCCUAGGGAGAUGAAUAACAAAGGAGGGUAUUUGGAAAACAAACCGUCUGGAAGAAAUAGUAAUAACUAUUAA